Acanthamoeba castellanii str. Neff is the source of this 2838-nucleotide messenger RNA. RefSeq names its product lipin, Nterminal containing protein. The record is from RefSeq and is a predicted model, not a curated record. NCBI's taxonomy places the organism in Eukaryota, Discosea, Longamoebia, Acanthamoebidae. Gene Ontology annotation, molecular function: phosphatidate phosphatase activity. The coding region runs from base 1 to 2838 and encodes 945 amino acids. The transcript is spliced from 16 exons.
AUGUGGUCUGGCGUGCGCGAUUUCUUCGAUUUCAGCCGAGGAUCGAUCGACGUUCUGGUGGUCCAGCAGGAGGAUGGCAGCUACGCAUCCACCCCUUUUCACAUCCGCUUCGGUCGUGGCCAGCUUCUUCGCGAAGAGGAGAAAAUAGUUCACAUCGCCGUGAAUGGAGAAGACGUAGAGGUCAAGAUGCGCCUGGGCGAAGCGGGUGAGGCCUAUUUCGAAGUUGACCCGCGCAAGAACAAAGGCGAUGCGCAGGCAGAAGAGGAAGAAGUGGAGCAAGUGGAGGAGACGAUCGAGAUGGCCGAGGAGUCAGCCGGCGUGGCCCUGCCCGUGGCAGCUGCGGUUGCCGACCUCGUGCAGGAGCCGACAACCACUGCCGCCACCGACGAGCCCCAAGAACCUCCCGCAGCCGACCAGCCCGACCAAUCCGUGUCUGCUGCGGUGGAUGCGGCGGAACAGCCUGGCACGCGCUGGACGUGGGGAUGGGGCCUGCUUCCCAGCCGGCGACAGGUCAACUCUCCAGUCGCUUCGCCGAGCAGUUCCUUCAGCGACCUCCCCAAGUUGGCGAGCUUCGGCGAGGGGGAGAGCCACCUCCACGACAGUGUAAAGAUGUCAUCUCCCAUUGUGCCGCGGCCUCGGCGCAACAGUCUGCACGAUUUGUUGUCCGAAUCGGGCGGGUACGCGUCGGACGGGGAUAAGAGCGGCCAGGACGUCGGCUGGAAGCGAAAGUGGGGCAUGGGCGCCCUCAUCGACAUGCUCAAGCCCAAGGAAGCCGAACCGGUUUACCUCAUCAAGCCGGCCGAUUCGGACUUUUUGUCGGGCUUUCCCGACGAUGACGAAGACGGCGAGGAUGAGUACUUCUACUCGGCCGUGUCGCCGCGCGAGUGCGCGUCGCCCACCAGCAUCCCGCGCAACCACUCGCUAGAGCGCCUUUAUCUGGACGAUGUCGCGAGGCAGCUCGAGAACGAAGACAUGCUCGAGAUGCAGGCGAGUGAAAUCGAGCAGGAGCUCGAGCGAGAGGAUCGAAUGGCGAAUGAUGCCGAGCACGAUGCGCGUCAAGGGGCGGAGAGCGAACGCGAAGAAGAGGGAGACGAUCAAGAAGCCGCCGAGGCAUCGACGACCCCGGAAAGCGAAGGAAAAGGCAAAGCGGAAGGGGGCGGUAGCAACGACCUCGAAGACAAGACCGCCCGAAGUGACGCAGCGACCGACCGAGAAAAUGGCGGCGAAGAGAAAGAUAUGAACGAAAGCGAAAAAGAGAAAGAGGCAGAGAAGAGCGAAAGCGAAGAGGCUCACGGUUUGACCACGACGGAGGGAGAGCGACCCGAGCCCGUCUCGGCCAAGACGAACCAAGAAAAAAAGAGCGAACGCGAAAGCUAUAACGAGGCAGGGGAAAAGGUGGAGCUUACACCACCGGUGGUCGCGCGCUCGCUCGAAGGAGAAGAGCACUGGGCCACGGAGCAGCAUGUCAAGGAGAAGGAAGAGGAAACGCAGCAGCAGGAGGAAGAGGCGCAGCAGGAGAAGAGCGUCACGACGGAUGAUGAGGAGCAACGAGCGAGCGACGAUGACCUGCCGACGCCCGCGAUGGAGUCGAAGGGCGACGAGAAGGCGCGCAAGCGUUUGUUCAGCGACGAACUGAACAACGCUUCGGAGGCUCCGAAUGAGAACGGGGAGAUGACCGUGGCUCUCUCGCUCUGCGGCGAUAUUCUCCCCAAUACCGCCUCGGAGUUGGCUGAGCGCGUCUUUGAGGAACACCGCCUAUCCUCGGAGGAGUUUUGGAAGGACCCCAGCGGGGCCAUGGCCGAUUCGCGACUCGUCGUGCGCAUUCGCGACAAGGUGUAUUCGGGCAAGGAGGGCGUUGCGUUGAUUGUUUCACACCUCGCCUUCGGGCGGUCGGUCACCGUCGAGGCGGCCAAGGCGCUUAACCCGAUCCCCAAGGGUAAGGUCCAGGCCCCGACCAAGGGCGGCCGCGCGCCUGCCACGCCCACCCGAUCGUCUUCCUCGUGGCGCUGGUGGUGGUCCUCGAGCACCGUGCCCACGAGCACUCACCACGAGGCCAAGCAGUCGCGAACCGAAGGCCGGACCCUGCGUCCCACUUCGGAGCAGUUGGCGGCACUGGGGUUGAAGGAGGGCGCAAACAAGGCCACGUUCAUCGUGCGAUCGGAGGCGGCCACGCAGGAGGUGACGGCGAUGAUCUAUCUGUGGUCGCGCUUCACCAAGAUCGUCAUCUCGGAUAUUGACGGCACCAUCACCAAGUCCGACUUGCUCGGCCACAUCCUCCCCAUCGUCGGUCGCGAUUGGUCCCACUCGGGCAUUGCGCACCUGUAUUCGAAUAUUUAUGAGAACGGCUAUCGCAUCCUGUACGUCUCGUCGCGGUCCAUCGGCCAGGCCAACCUUACUCGUGGCUACAUCUCCGCCCUACGCCAGGAGGAUGUCUCCCUUCCCGAGGGUCCGGUGUUCACGUCGCCCAACGGCCUCAUCCGAUCGGUCCACCGGGAGGUGAUCAGGAGGAACCCGGAGGAGUUCAAGAUCGCGUGUCUGAAGGACAUCGCCGCGCUCUUCCCUCACGGCAAUCCCUUCUACGCCGGCUUUGGCAAUCGACCCUCCGACGCUUUCUCCUAUCUAACCGUGGGCGUGCCCAAGGGCAAGAUCUUCACCAUCAACCAACGGGGCGAGAUCACGAUGUCCAAUCGAACCUACAAGAGGUCGUACAUGAAGCUCAACGAAGUGGUCCACGAAAUGUUCCCCGCCAUCAACCAGCCUCCGCCGCAGGAGGAGUUCAACCAGUUCCAGUACUGGCGCGUGCCAGAGCUCGACGUCUCCGAGCUGGAGCCUCUGUAA